GACUGGCGCGAGGAUCGAUGGAGCUCGUGGGAGCACUACAACAAGACGGACACGCGUAUGAUCAGGGGCGGCUUUUCGGAUCCGCCCGAAUUUCCGGGCUGGGACAGGUUCCGGUCUUGGAGAGAAGAAUUGAGAAGAUGGGCCGGCUUCGCCGACAUUCCUGCUAGGAAGCACCCCGACCGGGUGCUCAAGAACACGAAGUGGGAACUCAAGGACUCGCUGGGUCACUUCCAGUCGAGCGACCUGGUGUGCGACGAGGGCUUGAACAACCUACUGGCCCGGAUGGCGGCGCUGGUGGGAGAGAAGGAAGGCGAUGAAGAACGACGGGCCUUGAGAGAGUCGGCGUUCGAGUACGAGCGUCGCAAGACGGAGACACUCACACAGUUCGUAGAGCGACGCGCCAGGCAGUUUGCGGCUGCCGAGCGCCAUGGAAUAGUGCUGCCCAGCGAACUCAAAGGAAUGCUGAUGGAGGAGGGCAGUGCACUACCUGAGACCGGGAUGCUGUCCCUGCGGUCCAUGACUCAGGCGUCCCUCGAGGUCGACAGGAUCUCCCACGCGCUGAGGCAGCUGGACGACGACGACGGGUUCGACUCCGAAGAGGAGCAGGAGAUCUACCUGGAGGUGGAGGACGCCUGCAUCGACGAGGACCAGCUCGAGGUAUUCUUAGAGACAGCCAUCCAGAAGAAGAAGACCUUCCGCGAGAACAAGAUGCUGAAGGCCGCCAUCAAGAAGGAUCGACAGUUCUUCGACUCGAAGACCGACCCGAAGCGAGAGGGAGGUCGACCCCGUCGACGAGAGAGGCUGUCGGUGGAGAAGCUGAAGCUCAUCACGAAGUGCGCGAACUGCGGGGAGAAGGGGCACUGGAAGAAGGAGUGCCGCAACCCGUACAAGCCCCGCGAGAACAGCACCAAGGAGGUCACCAUGUUCCACUAUGGCGAGGACGGCGCCGGACUGUCGAGCUACCCGUGCUGGCUGGUGCUCUUGUCCGUGAAGGCGGGGACGGCGUUGGUGGACAGCGCCGCAGCGCAGGCCAUCAUGGGCAUGCCGUCUCUGUGCCAGCUGGAGCAGUACCUCCUCGGGCUCGGCCUCCGGGCGGUGUGGGUGCCGCGCCAGGUCCCAGCUCCGACCGGGAUCGGAGGGCGCGCCACCCUCGUCGGCGCGGUGCUCGUGCCGACCGCGCUUGCAGGGCCCCGAGGUGUGAUCGAGUUCGUGGCCCUCGGGGCGGAAUUCAGCUACGUGAACGAGGAGAUCAAGUUCCAGUCUCUGAGCGGCGACCCGGUCAAGAUGAUCACCUACGGCGAGCAUCGAGGUAUUCCUCUGGUGUCCGCCCACAGCAUGAAGGGGUUUUCCGCCCCGAUGAGCACGCAGGACAGGUUUCCCUGUCUGAGCGCAGACGUGUUCUCGACCCAGGCGCCCUUGCCGGUCGAGUCUGCGAGCACUGAGCAGGCGCUGCAGCUCGGGCCAGCCGAGCAGGA
Molecule: messenger RNA, 1475 nt
Organism: Prorocentrum cordatum
Lineage: Eukaryota; Dinophyceae; Prorocentrales; Prorocentraceae
Source: the annotation of a GenBank genome assembly